Bursaphelenchus xylophilus (pine wood nematode) is the source of this 477-nucleotide messenger RNA. NCBI's taxonomy places the organism in Eukaryota, Metazoa, Nematoda, Chromadorea, Rhabditida, Aphelenchoididae. The record is from the annotation of a GenBank genome assembly.
AUGGUCUUGUGUGAAGCCGGCCUAACAGAUGCUUCAAGCCCAUGUCCUCGCUCCGUCACCUCUCUCGAGGACCCUCAGAUCCAUGUGGUCGAGUCCGGAGACGCGGACUCGAUGCCGGGCAUUCGUCUGCUCACCAAAUGUAAACCAAUAUCAACUCCGGAAUGCGAGGAUAUCGCCAAACUUCCGUUGACUCCGAUCCGCCCAGUCCGUCAACAGCCCGUCUUCUUCACACCGGUCCGACAGCCGAAGCGGCGAUCGUUGGUGGGCCGCGUUUUGACGAGGAUUUUCAAUUGCACUCAGCCGCAGAAGGUGAAGGAGAGGUUCGAAGAGACGGCUCCCACCAAAAAACAUCGGGAUUCACUGGUUCUGAAUGGUGUUCAAGACAAACGAAAGGGCUCGAAGGUGCUUUUUGCUUGGUUUUUGUUGAGUUUGCUUUUGUUUUUGGCUUGCUGUGCUUUGGUGAUGGUUGAUAUCUAA